Molecule: messenger RNA, 1515 nt
Organism: Caenorhabditis briggsae
Lineage: Eukaryota; Metazoa; Nematoda; Chromadorea; Rhabditida; Rhabditidae
Gene: Cbr-rhy-1
Product: Protein CBR-RHY-1
Exons: 4
Coding region: 1-1515 (504 amino acids)
Molecular function (GO): acyltransferase activity, transferring groups other than amino-acyl groups
Source: RefSeq, a predicted model, not a curated record
AUGUCAUCCUCUCCUCUUCUGCCACCAGAAUCAUCUCUUCUAAUCAUGGAACGACUCGGCGAAGUGCGUCUGUACCCCUCCACUUCGAUUCUUGACACUAACAUGACGGCGUGCCUUCUCACCAGCGCCUUUCUACCGGAUACGGUACAAAUGGCCGCGUGGCCACUGCUCGCAUGGAUUAGUUUGGUCAUCUUCGGCUCCAUCUCGCAAUACAGCAUUUUCACCGGUCUCAGUCUAUUCCGAUCCGUCAAAGAACUCCGCUCGGAACGCUCCUCAAAACUCGACGUUCUCGACAUUUUUCGAUUCAUCGCAAUCCUAUGGGUGAUGCUGAAUCAUACCGGAAGCGAAGGACGUAUCGAUAUUCUGGAACGACUUCCAUCGGCCGACGCCUUCAAGAGUGCAAUGCAUGAUCAUCCGAUUUUUGGAGCUCUGAUGGGCAACUCCGCAUUGGGCGUCGAGAUUUUUCUAGUGCUUUCUGGACUUCUGGCAGCGAGGAGCUGGCUUAGGAACGCUGAUCAACCAUUUCUCAACCACUGGAGAUCAUUUAUCACUCGACGACUUUUACGGUUAGCUCCUUCAAUGUUCAUUUUCGUUUAUAUUGCUGCUGGACCAAUAAUGGAAGCCCUCCUUCCAAGAUAUUCAAGCUCAAUGGUAUCCGCAUGUGGAUUCUGGGGAAUUCUCUCCCACGUCACCUUCACAUCUAACUGGCAGUCUACACCAACAUGUAUGGGAUAUCUUUGGUAUUUGGGUCUUGACAUGCAGCUGUAUAUGGUGGCCCCAAUUUUUCUGAAUUUGCUUCAUAAAUCCCCAAAACGUGGAAUGAUUCUGACAACUGUGACGAUAAUUGCAUCCAUGUUCAUUCGUGCGGGUUACUGUACUGCUUAUGGUACUUGCAACAAGUCUGAUGUGGAUAUUCCAUUCAUUUCGUACCCGGGACAAGAUGCCGAGACAUUGAAAUCAAUCUACGCCGGGCUAUGGGAUAUGUACUCGAGACCGUAUACAAAGUGUGGACCGUUCUUGAUUGGACUCUUGUUGGGAUAUGUUACGUUUUCGAGUCAGCACAUCAUGUCUGCCGCCACAUCGAAGGCACUCCUCCGUGGAUCAUUAUUUGUUGCGAUUGUGACGAUUUACGCGAUUCUUCCCGAAUAUUGGAAUCCAGACGCCGGAAAUACCGUAUACAACACCAUCUACACGGCCGUCUUCCGAUCCGUCUUCGCGUUGGCCAUCGCUGGAAUGAUUGCCGCGUUGUAUUUCAGACAAGAAUACCGCCCGACCCAUCCAAUCUUUGCAAUCCUGGCGAAACUCACCUACAACGCCUAUCUCCUCCACAUGCCAGUCGUCUACAUUUUCAAUUGGCUUCCAUUCCUUCAAACCGCCACUUCACCCAUCCAUCUUUUGCUCGUUUUACCCUUCGUUGCUACUUUAUCUUUCCUAGCUGCUCUUAUUUUUUAUCUUUUCGUUGAGGCCCCAAUCGGUCAUCUGACAUCUCAAUAUGCCACUAGAUUAGGCCUCUGA